GGUGGCGGGGGAGGGGAGCAGUGAGGGCCAGCCGCGGCGGGGAAGGACCGGGGUGUCCCGCGCUGCCCUCACACAAGAUGGCGGCCAGACCCUUGCGCUGGAUCCCAUCAGGCAGCGCGCGAAUGCUUAUCCCGCAGUCUCCCGCACCGCACUCGUGGGUGGGUUUUUACUGAGACGAGGACGCGCGCCGUGAGGCCGCGCUCAAGUCGUCGGCGCCGCCGCUGCCUCCGCUGCCUCCGCUGCCGCCAUCAGCACCACCGCCACACCACUCCCAGACAGUGGAGGGGAGGAUGGAAUCGGUGACCGUCGCUACCGACAGCGGGGACAGGCCGGCGGUCCCGGCAAGCUCAGGCCUGUCAGCUUCCCAGCGUCGCGCGGAGGUGCGGCGGAGAAAGCUGCUCAUGAACUCGGAACAGCGCAUCAACCGGAUCAUGGGUUUUCACAGGCCCGGGAGCGGCGCCGAAGAAGAAAGUCAAACAAAAUCAAAGCAGCAGGACAGUGAUAAACUGAACUCCCUUGGCAUUCCUUCAGUUUCAAAGCGAGUAGUGCUGGGUGAUUCAAUUAGUUCAGGAACAACUGACCAGCAGGGUGGAGUGGCCGAGAUAAAGGGGACCCAACUGGGAGACAAAUUGGACUCUUUCAUUAAACCACCCGAGGGCAGUAAUGAUGUCAACCUUGAGCUUCGGCAUCGGAACAGAGAGGACCUGACAGCGGACACUGUCCAGAGAGGUUCUCACCAUGGUCUAGAACAGUACCUGUCCAGAUUUGAAGAAGCAAUGAAGCUAAGGAAACAGCUGAUUAGUGAAAAACCCAGUCAAGAAGAUGGAAGUUCAACAGAAGAAUUUGACUCUUUUCGAAUAUUUAGAUUGGUGGGAUGUGCUCUUCUUGCUCUUGGAGUCAGAGCUUUUGUUUGCAAAUACUUGUCCAUAUUUGCUCCAUUUCUUACUUUACAACUUGCGUACAUGGGACUAUACAAAUAUUUUCCCAAGGGUGAAAAGAAGGUAAAGACAACAGUACUAACAGCUGCACUUCUGUUAUCUGGAAUUCCUGCUGAAGUGAUAAAUCGAUCAAUGGAUACCUAUAGCAAAAUGGGCGAAGUCUUCACAGAUCUCUGUGUCUACUUUUUCACUUUUAUCUUUUGUCACGAACUGCUUGAUUAUUGGGGCUCUGAAGUACCAUGAAGCCUGUAGUACUCAGAAGAAGCUUACAUAUUGCAGUGUCUCUAAAGGAGGCAAAUUGGUUUACACCUUUAUGGAAUUCUUUUACUUUAUAGAAGUUGUAAAACCACUCUAUUAGGAAUGGAAUGGCAGUUCCCCUCAUUUAAAAGGGUUGAGUUUGUAUUAGUACUGAUAUGAAGAAUAGAAUACCAGUACCAUUAAUUGGUUUUUCUUGUUUAAUUAAAAUCCCUACUUGAUACCUUUCCCCUAACUUCUCAGAUUUAUAAUUCCUCUUUUGGGGGCCGAACUAGUGCUUUUAGGAGAGCAGAUGAACAUGGUCUCAGCCAGCCUUAAGGGCUGCUUCUUGUAUGUGUGUUGUUCUGUUCUUAGAAACGAAGCCAUCUUAAAAAUAAAAUGAAAGAAACAAGUCUGCACAUUUCAGAUUAAGGGCUGAAUAAAGUAGCUAAUCUUUUCUUGUUGAGUUAGUAUCUUAAUUUUUACUCCACAAAUAUUUAAUGGAAGAAAUGAUUAAGAUUCAUACAUGUGAAAUCGGAAGGUACUUAUAAAAAUUUCAUUUGCUAUAUGUCAAACUCAGAAUUGGAAAUUUUCUCUUGAGUUUUCAGUUUUUUUUUUUUUUUUUUUUUUUUUUUUUAAAAGAUGACCGGUAAGGGGAUCUUAACCCUUGACUUGGUGUUGUGAGCACCACGCUCAGCCAGUGAGCGAACCGGCCAUCCGUAUAUGGGAUCCGAACCCGGGGCCUUGGUGUUCUCAGCACCACACUCUCCCGAGUGAGCCACGGGCCGGCCCGAGUUUUCAGUUUUUGGAAGUCUGAGGGUGCUUCAAAAAAGAUCAUCGAAAGAUUCGUGUUAUCUUUCAAAUCUAUUUUUCUAUGAACUUUUUGAAGUACCCUCAUAUUUUUUAAGCAAACUAGAACAGAACGAUUAGAUAUAAAACUGGAAUCUGAAGAACUGAGGCAUGCAGAACCCAGUAACAUAAAUAUCCUUUUAACUAGGUAACAGUGUCAUAUUUGGAAGAUUUGUCUUAAAAGAAUAUAAAACUUAAGUGUUGUAUCACUUGGUGUUACAUUUCCUUAUAGUUCUUUGUAUGGACUAUUUGGUUAAUUCUUGUGAUAUUAAAAAUACACACUUUUUUUAUUA
Messenger RNA from Cynocephalus volans (Philippine flying lemur), 2314 nucleotides. RefSeq names its product calcium modulating ligand (gene CAMLG). The transcript has 5 exons. Gene Ontology annotation, cellular component: GET complex. Gene Ontology annotation, biological process: tail-anchored membrane protein insertion into ER membrane. The record is from RefSeq and is a predicted model, not a curated record. Lineage: Eukaryota; Metazoa; Chordata; Mammalia; Dermoptera; Cynocephalidae. The coding region runs from base 291 to 1181 and encodes 296 amino acids.